Messenger RNA from Dentiscutata erythropus, 732 nucleotides. Lineage: Eukaryota; Fungi; Glomeromycota; Glomeromycetes; Diversisporales; Gigasporaceae. The record is from the annotation of a GenBank genome assembly.
AUGGUAAAUGCAAACGAAUGGCUAGAUGAAAAAAUCCCAAAGGACCAAAGAGCUCAGGCAACAUUUCUUUAUGUCUACAGAUUUUGUCAAAGUGGUCAUUCUACACAUAACAAUGAUUGUAGUAAUUGCAAUAAUAGAAACCAAAAUUCCCAUACUAAUGCUCCAAAUUAUCAAUUCUAUAAUACUAUUUUAGAAGGAGAAUUAGAUCUUAAUGAAUUUGUUAAUUUGCAGCACCUAUAUAUCUACGGUACUGGAUGGGGUCAGGACCAACAACAAAUGAUAACUUGUUUAACGAUCAAUAAAUGUAAUAAGUUAAUUGAUUUACAAUUAAAAUAUGCUUAUAUUUCCGAUAUAACGUUUGGAGAAGACAAACGACUAAAAAGUCAAGUAGAAAAAUUAGCUAGUAUUGUUCGAAAUAUUAAAGGUACUAAUCUUGGUGAUUUAAAAUUAACGGUUAAAAAAUUUGAAGAUGAAAAUUUAGAGUAUGAAAUAGCUGCGAUUAAGAGUAAAUUGACUGAAGAUUGUCAAUUGUUGUUAGAAACUUUACUAGAAGCUCAACAAGAAGUUUUACAAAAUGACAACGCUUUUGCCCGAAAACAAUUAGAGAAAAUUAAAAAGAGAUUAUCUAAUGUGAUUACCGCUGAGAAAGUUGAAGAAUUAUUAGGUAAAAUAGUGGAAAUUAAUGAAUUGGCUGCUCAACUAAAUAAUCUCAAAAUCCAAGAAAAUCAAUAA